Molecule: messenger RNA, 4044 nt
Organism: Morone saxatilis (striped sea-bass)
Lineage: Eukaryota; Metazoa; Chordata; Actinopteri; Moronidae
Product: dihydropyrimidinase-related protein 5-like
Cellular component (GO): cytosol; cytoplasm
Molecular function (GO): hydrolase activity, acting on carbon-nitrogen (but not peptide) bonds, in cyclic amides
Source: RefSeq, a predicted model, not a curated record
GUUGGAAAGGAGCUGAUGAUUCCAGGCGGCGCUAAGGUGAUUGACGCCUCCGGAAAGCUGGUGUUGCCGGGCGGAAUAGACACCAGUGUGCAUCUGCAGGAGACUUUCAUGAACGCCAGCAUUCAGGACGACUUCUACAGCGGCACCAAGGCGGCUCUGAUGGGUGGUACCACCAUGGUGAUGGGUCUGGUCCUGCCUGAACAACACUGCUCCCUGCUGGACGCCUACGAGAAGUGCAGAGCUCAGGCCGACGCCAAGGCGUGCUGCGACUACGCUCUGCAUGUCGGGGUGACUUGGUGGGGACCAAAGGUGCGUAACGAGAUGGAGACCCUGGUGAGAGAGCAUGGAGUGAACUCAUUCCAGAUGUUCAUGGCCUACAAAGACAUGAUGAUGCUGAGGGACUGCGAGCUCUACCAGACGCUGCAGACCUGUAAGGACAUUGGCGCCAUCGCACGCGUCCACGCUGAGAACGGAGAGCUGGUGGCAGAGAGUGCCAAAGAGGCUCUGGAUUUGGGCAUCAGUGGACCGGAGGGUAUUGAGAUCAGUCGACCAGAGGAGCUGGAGUCUGAGGCGACUCACAGAGCUGUCACCAUCGCCAAUAGGGCUCGCUGCCCGAUCUACCUGGUGAAUGUGUCCAGUAUGUCUGCUGGAGAUAUGAUUGCUGCUGCUAAGAUGCAAGGUAAGGUGGUCCACGCAGAGACCACAGUAGCUCACGCAGUGUUGAAUGGGAUGCAGUAUUACCACCAGGACUGGGCUCAUGCUGCCGCCCAUGUUAUCAUCCCUCCUCUCCGCCUCGACCCCAACACACCCAGCUACCUCAUGGGCCUGCUGGGCAAUGAUACUCUGAGUGUUGUGGCAUCAGAGCACCGUCCGUUUACCAUCAAGCAGAGAGCUUUGGGCAAGGAGGACUUCACAAAGAUCCCUCAUGGAGUAGCUGGAGUCCAGGACCGGAUGAGUGUCAUUUGGGAGAGGGGAGUGGUUACAGGAAAAAUGGAUGAGAAUCGUUUUGUGGCUGUGACGAGCUCUAACGCUGCAAAGAUCUACAACCUGUACCCACGCAAGGGUCGUAUCAUCCCCGGGGCUGACGCUGAUGUGGUGGUCUGGGACCCAGACGCAGCGAGGACGAUCUCUGUGAGCACUCAGGUGCAGGGCGGAGACUUCAACCUGUACGAGGGGCUGCGCUGCCACGGUGUUCCCCUGGUCACCAUCAGCCGAGGACGUUUGGUGUGUGAGAACGGCGUGUUCAUGUGUGCCGAGGGCUCCGGAAAGUUCUACCCACAGCGCACUUUCCCUGACUACCUCUACAAGAAGAUGGUGCAGAGAGAAAAGACUCAGGCCUACAAAGGGGUUGUCAGGGAUCCCUACUCUGGUGAUGUGGCCAAGGUGGCCAACACUAUGAAGAAGGAGCUCGGUUUGGGCCCCAUAGACGGAGAGGCCAACAAAGGAGGCUCUGGUGUUCGGGUGCACCAGGGAGUCCGAGACCUCCAUGAGUCCUCCUUUAGCCUUUCGGGAUCUCAGGUUGAUGACCACAUCCCGAAGAGGUCCUCUGCUCGGAUCCUGGCCCCCCCUGGCGGUCGCUCCAGUGGUAUCUGGUAAUCACUGGUGCAGGAGCUUCAACCGUCCGACCCUCCUUGUUUUGUAUAUUUCUGAGCAACCAGGAAAACUGCACUGAUUUUUAAUCACAGGAUUAAAGUUAAGAAGGGAAAAAUAAUUCAAGCACUUGUCUGUUAUUGGUGAAGACCUAGCUGAUGAUCAGUGAUCUGCCAAAGUGACUUUUACAAAUAUAAUUUGUGUCUUAAUUGGAGUGACUGACCUGAUUAAUUUAAACGAGAGUAAAGGGCUAUCUGUGAAUUUAAAAUGUUUUGCCAAAUUCAAGCUGAUCAUACUAACAUUCACAAAGCCUUCUCAUUAUCACCCUGCUCCUAUCCCGUGUGCAAACUAAGUGCAAACUAAACAAACUGUGAAAGAUCAAAACCAGUACAGUUUUUGAUGGUUUAAACUGAAGUGACGUCGACUGAAUUAUUUAAAAAAAACUGGAUUCAGUGAAAAAUCUAUUAUACCCCUGUCACACACACACAAACAUACGGUACACUGUAGACACCAUAGCUUUAGACUCAUUUGAAGAUCUGUGUGGAUUCUGUUUGUGAUUAAAGACCCACUGUGCUCGGCUUCCUGCAGCACUGUGGGUUCCUCUAACAGUGUUUUUAUUUCCAAUGGACGAACUGUGCUGUGUGGUGGUGAAAUCCAACUGCUUCGAACACCGUGUGAUCUUACAACUACACUCUGUAGAUAGAGUCAGACUUGACCCUAUCCAUCCUUAUAUUUUCACUGCCUCUGACUGAAACAACUCUCACAUAUCCCAGAAACAUCCCUGCCUCACCUGCAAUGUAGCAGGGUCUAUAGACUGAGUUACAGAAUUAUACAACCUGUAGGCUGACCUGGGGUUAUAAAUCUGCUCCCAGGACUGAUCCAACAACAGCUCAAUGUAGGCAUUUCUGUCAUGGAAACGUGGUUUUUAUAGACCGUGCAAAGUGCUAAAAGACUGAAGAGAAGUCAGUUCAGUUUCUUAAAAGAAGGAUGACGAGAAGGUGAUUUAAAGAUCACAGUGGGGAUAUGAAGGAGGAAAAGCUUUCUGUGACUGUGCUACUGAUAAUACAAAACAUAAGAAUAAUGCUUCAUGUCCUUUACAUGAAUAAAGUUGAACGCAGUGCCUUCUCAUGCACCAGAGAGAUCACUUAAAGCCUGCUGAGUGAAAACAUCAGGGGUCUCAUUUAUCAAAAUGUGUCUAAAGCUCUAAAUCUGGGGGCAAGAGCUGCCUGUAGUCACAAGAAAGAGUUAAUUAAAUUAGAAUGAACAGUCUAAUUUACUUGUUUAGCUUUUUUCAACUCAUUGUUUUGGUUUUAUAGCCCACAACUUUACUGUUGUGGUUAACUCUCAGAGCUCUCAACAAAACCGUUCCCAGCAAUAAAGCUCUCAUAAACCCAUUGUAGGCUGACCUUCAGCAACAAAUGACAAAGUUAGCAACUAGCCAGUGAAGAAAAUGGAGGAUUAAGCAGCUGAAGAAACAGGACUUUAUCCUCAGCAGUUGGACAGGGCAACAGAAACAUGUGAAUGUGUAAACACGCAACUCUUAAUAUAUAGUAGCUAUAACAACUUAAUAUGGCUAUAAUGUGCCAAAUGUGUGUGAUGUUCAGCUUGUUUUGGAGUUCUGCCCCAAACUGAUUCAUGCAGCUUCAGUGGAGGACGUCUUGUGGAAAAAUAAAGCACAUCAGAGACAGCGAGGCUGAGGUUCAGAAUUACUGGUUUCAAAUGUUUGCACAUUAUCAAGCACAAGAAGAAUAUAAUAAUAUAAUAAAUCUGAUUCUCUGUGGAAAUCAGUGUUUGCACAAUUUACAUACAAAAUUGUCCGUACACACAGUUGAUAAUUGAGGCCCCAGAUUGAGCACAGAGGGCCCCGAAAGAAAUGAUGUUGUUGAGUUUCAGUAGCAUCUCCACCACAUUUUGAAAGCCAACUUCCUACUUGUAGGGAAAUAAAACAGGACUGUUACUAGAGCAGAGUGUCUCCACAGAGCAGGACGAUUGAGCUGCACAGGAUGAAGAAAACCACUGACCCUCUCACCUCCUGAUGAUGUCUCAUUCCUGCCAACCAGUAUCAUAUUUAUACAUUAUCACGUCUUUUUGUCUGUGAACUAUAUAUUUAGGAUGUUUGUUUUCUUUAGUUUUUUUAGUUGAAAGAGUAAAUGUGCCAAUGUGAAUCACCCGUGCCACACCCACACCCAUGCAUGAAGAGCACCACUUCAGAGACAGAGGAGUGAAAUCUCUCCACAGGCUCACAACAACUGGUGCUGUUUUUUACAAUUACCUACGAUGACAUUAUUUUAUUGUUGGAUGGUUUCGUUGUUUUGAAGGCACUGUGACUGGUCGGUGGCUGUGUGUGUUUGUAGAUCCUUGUUGUGUUGGACAGUGAACCUGUUGAAUCUGUAAGUGGCUGCUUGUUUCUUACCACAAGAGUAACAGCAAAAAGAAUAAAGUGAGAAAAAUAAC